This is a messenger RNA of Metschnikowia bicuspidata var. bicuspidata NRRL YB-4993, 2852 nucleotides long. RefSeq lists its product as uncharacterized. Gene Ontology annotation, biological process: cytoskeleton organization. NCBI's taxonomy places the organism in Eukaryota, Fungi, Ascomycota, Pichiomycetes, Serinales, Metschnikowiaceae. The transcript has a single exon. Bases 62 to 2701 code for a protein of 879 amino acids. Gene Ontology annotation, cellular component: cytosol. The record is from RefSeq and is a predicted model, not a curated record.
CUAGUCGCGUUAGUACAUACACUUGUCCCUCGAAAAGCCUCAAAUCCAUGGAAAUAGCACCAUGGAAAAUGAGACACCGGCAAUGGACUGUAUGGAGGACCAGAACGUUCUGAUCGACCGUUUGGAGGAUGAAUUCAUUGACCACCCAUCCAUCAAUGCAGGCACAAACCAGUUCUCAGACGAGUCCUUUCAACAGAAGUUGAAUGAGAGAGCCAACCAGAUUUACCAAGGUGGCGACUGGGCAUCAUCUGAUCCAAGCAACCCGCACCCAAGCAAACGCUCAAACACGACAUCUUACCAAUUCUUGUACACCAAACCCAACUUGCUUUAUGAAUACUCCGACCUGGGCGAACUCGCGCAGGAAUUGGAUCAGUGGUUUGUGACUUCUGACUUCGGCGUUAUUGGCUUGACCGCGUUGAAAAAGGCUCAGCCUUUGGUUCCUGAUCUAGACAUACCGCUAAGCGUUGCAUCUAUAGACCUAUGGCAACAGUCUCCGUGGCUUGAUCUGUUAACCUAUUCUGCACUUGGAGAAUACGGCGAUGUUACAAAGGAGCGGACCCAGCUCGAGAUGAUAGCCUCUAAUUGCCUUUUGAUCUUGCGUCUGAAAACUUUUCCCAUCAUCGCAGAACUACUAGGUCGGACCUUAAGUGAGAUUCUAGCCAUAGGCCGAGAAAUACCGGCCAAAUCUUUCUCCAGGAGGUUCUCUUCGAACUACUUGAAGUUGAUGACUAUCUUUUACUUUCUCGUCAACGUUGCUCUCAAGUCAGGGGAGACCUUUGACCGGGAACUAGGCAUUUUGAAUGAAGUUGACUUGCUUACAAAGAUUGUUCAACUUUGUGAAACGUGGAAGAUCUAUCCAAAUCCCCAGAUCCGCAUACGUAACUGUCUUUUGCUACAAUGGAAACUCUUGCUUAUGGAAUUGGGAGGCUCACAACUCAUAUCACUGACCGAUGAGUACCUUGUAAAGAAGUUCGAUGUGAAAAACAGAGAUCGAAAGAACAAAGAGAACAAAAACUUGACAUGCACCCCAGUCGAAUAUUUCACUUUUGAGGAAGAUUUUCAGGAUAAAUAUCCCAUGAAAAAAGACUCUCAUGACAACUUGUCGCCCGGUGUGGACUCCAACGAUCAUAACUUGAGUGAACUUACAACUUUGCUUCUGGAUCUGCUCUCUCUCGCACAAGAAAAGGAGAUUUUCAUGGCAUACAAGCAGUAUUCUAACUCACUGUUAAAUCUGAUAGAUAUUCCAAGAACCAAUAAGCUGCAUUCAAUAUACGGCGCACUUCCAGGAAACACGAUUCACAUAGCUACUCCUGUUCCCUCGCCCCCUACAACCCCUUCGGAGUUCAUGUCGGGGGGUGAGAAAGUAAGGAAAUUAUAUCAUGUGAAUCAAGGACUACCUUUUGUUUAUCCUUACGAGGAUAGUCUUAAAGUUCCAACGGCAAUAAGCGAAGCUUCUAGAUUGUUUGAAGAAGGCGUUUAUGAAAGCUACCUGACGAAACGUUUAUCCCGUGAACGCGAUAUUUACUUACUCGAAGAGAGAGGUGGUAAUAUCGGUAAUUCCAAGGUAAUUGACAACGAUUUCCCGCCUGCAAAUUCCGGGAAAUCGGUGGAUGCAUAUGAAUCUGUUUUGCGUUCUUUGAACCGAACAGAAAUUUACUAUAAGCGAAUAUUGAGGCAUUUGCGUGGGUUCGUUGAUGUCUUGGUCAAUGUGGUAAAGACAAGCAAGGUUGAGGUCAGUUUAAGAGACCUCGAAAAAGAGUUAGAUCCUGAAACAUCUUUCACAGAGCGAUUUGGUGGUGAGGAUAGUACCAACAAAAAAAUAUUUGGUAUGAUAUAUCAUCAAUUAGAUGUACUUCGAGCGAAAGAGACUACAUUGAAGGCUGUGUCGUCGAUUUUAAUUUUGACCCUACGCUGGUUCAAAUUAAGCCAUCCACUAAAGGCCUACUAUUUCAGCUCUUUGCUUUUCGAUGCCCGAUUUUUAGAUGUUUUUGUUGAUUUCUUGGCUGACAGCUUUAACAAUUCUGCAUUACAGAACUUUGCGACAGAAAACAAGGGUAUGCCAGUUUAUGACAUUUUAUCCUCCCAAAACAGACUCCUUAAUCCGGCAAUCAAUUUGCCACAACUUAGUUUUUUCAAGGAAUGCCUGGGAGAGCGUGCCCUCGACGAUCGAAAAUAUAUUUUGGUCAACAAAACACCAAUUGGGAAGCUACCUCACAAGCUUGACAGCACAAACAAGAGCAUCGUGGACAUCACAGACUUCAAUCGUGAUUUUUGUUUCAUCUUGGCAAACUUGUUAAAUGUUACACAGAAGGUUCUCAUCAAGAAUAUUCUGCAAAGAGUUCUCGCCUUUAACGAGGCCAAACCUACUGAAUGGCUCAAAAUAAUCCUUCUCAACUAUGUCAAUGAAGAUCUUCGCAAACCAAUACUCAAGAUUUUCAAAAAAAUUACACCAUACCAAGGGCGUAAGUGGAGGACGCUCAAUAUGGAUGUGAUUUCCCUUAUUUACUUGCACAUGAAGCUCUCGUUGAAGGAUAACUGGCUUAGUGGUAAAGAUUUGGAAAACGAAUUGAAAGACUCGCUCGAUCAAGAAAUUUCCUUGAGGUCAUUUUUGCAGUUCUACAAUGUAAAAUACUAUCCUCACGAAAUGCGCUCUUUGGGAUACGACUCAAAGCAUGACGAUGUCGGGGAAUAUAAUUUGUGAUGCCCUAGUCACAGUCUGCAAAAGCACGAAAAUACCGAGAGGGAACGCUAUCUGGCUGCAAUACAUUGAAGCGAAAGCAGAAUCCAUAUGGGCUGGCAACGACGUCGCGGAUGGAUGUGCGACAAAUUGAGAACACGGCUCGACCGAAAAC